Molecule: messenger RNA, 1079 nt
Organism: Hylaeus anthracinus
Lineage: Eukaryota; Metazoa; Arthropoda; Insecta; Hymenoptera; Colletidae
Exons: 3
Coding region: 181-549 (122 amino acids)
Source: RefSeq, a predicted model, not a curated record
GUCGGGGUCUUGUUAGCCUGCCACCGGGGUCAAAGAUAAAGCAAACAGAAAAGAAUCCUCGUGACAGGAGCGGUGUGUAACGAAGUGAGUAAGCGCACAGAAUGGGUCUGCGCACGUCCGUCGAUUCACGAAAGACAAACUCAACGUGUGCUUCGACACUGCGUACUGGUACCUCGAAAAAUGCAACCUCCAUUGCUUCGGGGCCUUGUUCGUUGCACUGUGUUGAUAAGUGGAAGGGACGUGGACAAUGAAGACAGAGCAGUUUCCUUGCAGCCCAAGCAUUGUAGCAACCAUAGCCCCAGUUUCCUCAGAUUAGUCAAAAUCCACGGAUCCAGGAUUCGAGGGAAGUCUCGAAUCCACGGGAACCAGCGCAGUUGUGUUUACCGAUUCGAGGGUGAAUGCAAGUGCAUCAAAAACAGAUCCUGGGCACCACGGGAACUGAGCCACUGUUUCCAGAGUAACUCUAUCCUAUGCGGCCCGGACACGGACACGACGCCGACGCCCGGCUUCCUUCAAAUUCAAUAUGGAUUCCGUUCUCCGGUGACGUAGCGGUCUAAGGUUUCGCUCUUUAUCGGCUUUCCUUAUUCCUUCGGGGGUUUGCGUUCGUAUAACCCGCACAGCCGGACUCUGGCCACCGUCUCUUCGAAUUGGAGCGACAGAAUCGAUCGGGGAAACUCGUGAUAUCGUGCGACAGGCAUGGAAGUGUUUGAGGUCGUUUGCUGAAGCCUUUUUACGUGUUUCGCCAAUUAUGGUUGGUCACAAAAUUAAAUGGCUAAGAGAUAGCUGUUAUUUACUUUCUAUCAGAGAUUCCAAAACAAAGUACUAAGGACCAUAACUGUUGCACAAUGGUAUGUCAGUGGUGAUAUCCGCCAUAAAGAAUUAGGAAUACAGUAUGUGAACGAGCACGGCAACAAAUUUCCAACUACAUAUUAAAAUAAAAUAACAAAUUAUCCCAACGAAUUAGCUAAGAUGCUAAACCAAGCACCAAAGACGAGAAGACUAAAGAGAUGGAAGCCAAAUGAUUUAUAAAUGUAAAUGAUAAAUUUUAAUUCCACACACGCGAUACCAACAUUUAUCAA